AUGGUAGCUCUGAGCGACUUCCAGAGGAUCGGCGUGGGACUGGUUGGCUUUGGCCUCUUCUUCGUCCUCUUUGGGGUCCUCCUGUACUUCGACUCAGUGCUCCUGGCCUUUGGGAACAUCCUCUUCCUCUCUGGCUUGGUCUUCAUCAUCGGCUUCAAGAGGACUUUCACCUUCUUCUUCCAGCGCUCAAAGAUGAAGGGCACCAGCUUCUUCUUGGGUGGGGUCAUCAUUGUCCUCAUGAGGUGGCCCCUCCUGGGCAUGCUGGUGGAGGCUUAUGGCUUCAUCGACCUCUUCAGGAGUUUUUUCCCAGUGGCUUUUGGGUUCCUGGGCUCCCUGGUAAACAUCCCUCUGCUGAGCAAGCUCUUGCAGAAGAUGGAAGACAGCAGCUCCAUGGUGUGA
Indicator indicator is the source of this 399-nucleotide messenger RNA. RefSeq names its product golgi transport 1A (gene GOLT1A). The transcript is spliced from 5 exons. Gene Ontology annotation, cellular component: membrane; endoplasmic reticulum. NCBI's taxonomy places the organism in Eukaryota, Metazoa, Chordata, Aves, Piciformes, Indicatoridae. Bases 1 to 399 code for a protein of 132 amino acids. The record is from RefSeq and is a predicted model, not a curated record. Gene Ontology annotation, biological process: endoplasmic reticulum to Golgi vesicle-mediated transport; retrograde transport, endosome to Golgi.